AUUUUGAGGAGUUCGCUUUGAAAGUGAGGACUGCCCUGGUCAAUGCUUUCGUCAAGAUCGGGGAGAGAUUCAUUGUGGAGUUCAGCGAAGACAAAUCUGGCACCACCAUGACCGUCACCCUCCUGUGUGGCCGCCUACUGACUGUGGCCAAUGUUGGCGAUGCUGACACCGUCGUGGACACCGGCACGGACGCCUUUCUGGCCACUGUCAACCACAGCAUCCAAUCCAAUGAGGCUGAGCGCAAGCGGCUGGUCGCGGCUGGUGUGCUGCUGGCGGCGAUGUCAGAAGACAUAGCGGGGCCGGCGAAGCCGGGUGAGCAGGGCCUGGGGCCUGUGCGGUGCUGGCCGGGCGGCUUGAAGGUUUCUAGGUCCAUCGGGGAUGUGGAGGCAGGGGAGCAUGUGCUGCCAUGCCCACACAUAUGUCAGAUCACGCUCCCCAAGAGCGGCGCCCGCCUCCUGAUGGGCUCCAGCGGCCUGUGGGACCUCAUCCACUGGCGCAAGGCCACCCAGAUCACCCGCCGCACCGCCAUCAACGCUGCUGCCUCCAAGGUCGUCGACACUGCCCUGCUGCUCAACAAGGGCACUGUGCACCUGGACACCAGCGCAGUGGUCAUCGACGCCAUGUCCCAGUCCUGGGUUGAGUUUCCCGUCCUUGUCAAGCACAAGGCCACGGAGAUGCGCUCGAAGUACCUCUGCGGCCUGCCAGUCUGCCAAUUUCGACCCAAAAGAAUGGGCCCGUGUUUUCUGGAGGAGCCAGGCGACGGCCCCCAAAUCGUGGCCCAGAUAGACGGCAGGCUGUUGGUGAAGAUGUCGGGCUCCCAGUCCCUCAAGGACAGUUUUUCGAGCCUGACGGAGAUCACGCGCGCGUUUGAUGGGCCGGGGGGGUCCCCAGGGCACAGCCGCGGGCCCCCGGACCAGGGGGCUGGGCGGCGGUCGGCCGGGUACUCGCUGUCCGAACGCAAGGGGGCGUCGGCGAGGCGGGAAUCUCAGGAGGGGCUGAAGAGGGCGUUUUCUCAGUCGGAGAACGGGAUGAAGAGGGCGUUUUCUCAACCAGAGAAUGGCCUGAAAAGGGCGUUUUCGCAAGGAGAGGGUGGGCUGGAUUCCCGCCAGGCUCUGCACAAGCGGAGGGCCAGCGGCUGUGCGGAGGCAUCCAAGCCGAGACCGCGGCGCUUCCAGCCGCUGGAUUCGAUGCCGGCCUCGGCGGAGGGCGGAUGCAGCUCGCGCGGGGAGGGGGAGGGAUCGGCAUGGCCGGACGGAUCGACUUCGAGGUCGGGGGGGUGGCGGCGGGUGGAGGAGGAGGCCUGCGCGCUGGGCCUGAAGCGGUCGGCGUCCGCGAGGGGGCCGAUCGACGCGGCGCCGGCGUGGGCGCUGGGUCCCCCGCCAGCCCAGGUGAUGCAAUCCUGCGACUCCGGGCAGCUGGCCGAGCGGAUGUCGGCGCUGUGGCUGCACUCCAGCGCGGAGGCCGUCGGGCCCGCGGGCGCCGGCUGGGCACCUGCGGGACCCAUCUGCGGGCCCGCGGGCCCCCAGCCGGGACCCGACUACAGGCCUGCAGGACCGGGUCCGAACCUCCCCCUGGCGGUGGACCCGCGGACACUGGCCAGCGCGGAGGCGCCCGGCCCCUGCCGCCCGUCCUCAGCGUUGACCUUGUUGAAUCCAGCGUUGACUCCUUUGACCACAGCGUUCGCCGCGUUGACCCCAGUUGAGGACUCAGGGCCGGCCGGCCGGACGGUGCCGUUCACGAUGGCCUGCGCGGACAUGGACGAGGCUAGGGGCGAGUGGAGCGGGGGCCCGCCGGGUCCCGGGGACCAAUCCUGGGCCCGCGGGCCCGGAUCGCGGCAGACGUUCCGGGAGCUGCUGCUGCGGGGCUCCGACCCGUUGGGCGGCGACGGGGGGUGCCGCAGCUCGCAGGGCGCCAGGUGCGCGUCGGGGUGGAUGGCGUGGGACGGUGGGCCCGCGGGCCUGGCCCCCAUGGGCCCCGGGGCCCGCUGGUCCUCCAGGACCUCCUUCGCAGAGGAGAACCGGCGGGAGGGGGAGACGGGCUCUCGACUGGCCAACAGUCAACAUUGA
This is a messenger RNA of Ostreobium quekettii, 2066 nucleotides long. The record is from the annotation of a GenBank genome assembly. Lineage: Eukaryota; Viridiplantae; Chlorophyta; Ulvophyceae; Bryopsidales; Ostreobiaceae.